GGCAGGCGGUUUCACGGCGAGAGCGACGGCGGCAAGUGAAAAUGCUUGACAACUUGUGGACGUUUUUAAAAGUUUUUUAAUUUAUUUUUUGCGGAGGUUUUCAGUCAUUUAUAUACAUACAUAUAUAUAUAUAUAUAAAAGACUUCAUAACAGAGCCCCACUUGACAUCGGUAAACCUAUAGAUGUGAUUAUAUACAUAUAUAUGUCGUGAGGGAAAAUGGCAGCGCUGCGAGUCAAGGCGCCGGGCUGCUCUCCGGCCGAGCCCGGCUUGCGGUUACCGGUGGCCGGGUCCAAGGACGGGGAGCCGCAUCAGCAACAAGCGGCAGCCGGCGGGGAUUUAACGGCCCCUUCAGCCAGCCCGCACCAAGCCCGGGAUUACCGGAUGGAGGAGCUGGAGACUGUCGCCACCGUGGGGACUGGAACCUUUGGGCGAGUUCUGCUGGUCAAAGACAAGAAGACAAGAGAAUACUGUGCUUUGAAAGUGAUGAGCAUUCCUGAUGUAAUUCGGCUUAAACAGGAACAGCACGUGCAUAAUGAGAAAAGCAUCUUAACCGAGAUCCAUCAUCCAUUUCUUAUAAGGCUGUACUGGACACAUCAUGAUGAACGCUUUUUAUAUAUGUUAAUGGAAUACAUGCCUGGAGGAGAACUGUUUUCUUACUUGCGUAACCUUGGACGUUUCAACAAUGGUACUGGACUUUUUUACUCUGCAGAGAUUGUGUGUGCAAUAGAAUAUCUACAUGCCAAAGACAUUGUUUACAGAGACUUAAAACCUGAAAAUAUUCUACUGGACAGAGAAGGCCACAUUAAGCUUACAGACUUUGGAUUUGCAAAGAAACUUGUUGACCGAACAUGGACACUCUGUGGGACACCAGAAUAUCUUGCACCAGAAGUUAUACAGAGUAAAGGCCAUGGGAGAGCUGUGGACUGGUGGGCAUUAGGUGUGCUGAUGUUUGAAAUGCUUUCAGGCUACCCACCAUUUUUUGAUGACAACCCUUUUGGUAUUUACCAAAAGAUUCUUGCUGGAAAGCUGGACUUCCCAAGACACCUCGAUUUCUAUGUGAAAGACCUCAUAAAAAAGCUCCUAGUUAUUGACAGGACAAGACGAUUAGGAAAUAUGAAGAAUGGAGCAGAUGAUAUUAAGCGACAUCGAUGGUUUAAAUAUGUGGACUGGGAAGCAGUGCCUCUCAGAAAACUAAAGCCACCAAUAGUACCGAAGCUCUCUCAUGAUGGGGAUACAUCAAAUUUUGAAUCCUACCCAGAAAAUGAGUGGAAAAAGAUUCCGCCUGUUCCUCCCAAGGAUCUGGAAAUUUUCAAGACCUUCUGAUUGCGCUACUCGGCAAGAGCACUGAUGAAGUGUGACCAAGAGGAGUAUUUUCAUAAAAGGAUCGGACAUCAAAUUGCACAUUUUGUUUUUCACUUUUUGUUUUUGCUACAUGGCCUGCCUGUACCUAUGAUGACCUCGUACAAAUAAGCACAUUGGAAGGUUCCAGACGGAAUAAUGGUUCAACUUCAGUACCCAUCAGUAUGUUGUAACUAGAAGAUGUACACAAAAGAUUGGAGGUCUAAACUGGAAUUUUCUUUACAUGGAUGUGUGGUACAGAUCAUGUAAUGAAACACCCAAAUUUUGUAUAAUAACUAUAUUAUCACAUGUCCAUUAUGACACUUGUUUUUAAUAACUGAAUUCCUGUUUUGGUUAUUCUAAAAUGUGGUAUUAUUAAGCAGUGGAUCCAGAUUUCUUUAUUAUUGUAAAAUUGCCUUGAUUGAAAAGCACAAGUAUUUCCUUACAAUGAUUUAUUUUUAAAAAAUAAUUAUUUGUGUUCAUAGAGAUGUAAAACUAGGGUCAUAUCACUUUGUAUAUACAGAUACCUGAAAUAGAUGCACUAUGCAAAUAUAAAAAAUUUCAAAUUUUAUGAUUUUUGUUUUGAGUAGAAUCAGGAUGUGGUUUUUAAGAAAAAUAUAUGUAUAUAGAUUUUAUGUUUAAAGGGAUCAUCCUAAAUACCAGCAUCUUGCCAUUUUUUUCUUACUUUGAGAUGUAAGUAUUUGAUGUCUGCAGAACACUCAGGAGUUAUCACUGGCUCCUAUUAGAUACAACUGUUUUCAUGCUAAAUUUCAGAUUUUUUUUUUUCUAAAACAGGCUUGCAGUUUGAAUACUUUUGUUCAUUAAUAGAGCCACAAUGACAACUGGGCCUUUUACCAUUUGGUUUGCUUUAUUGAUUAGGAGAGGUGGGGUUAUAAAAAUCUUUAAAAGAUUUUAAUUCUAAAACUUUUUAUCUGUUUUUCAUACAUCUAGAAGUUGUAGCGGACAACUAUUUUUUAAUGUGGGUUUAGCUUCAUUUUUUGGAAAAAUGUAUAGUAUGGAGAGGAUGUAUGAUGGGUAGGAGAUGAGCACCAAGGCUAAUGAACUUGAGAAUGGAUUAUAACUCGCUAGCUAGAGGAAUAAACCUUUCUCUAUCUCAAGUAAAAUAUUGAUGUACCAGAAUUUGUUUAUUGUAUAGGAGAAAACACUAAAGAAAAUAUUUUUUGUCUUGGUCUUUAAGGAUUCUGUUGUGUUUACCUUGACAUAUCUGUUUGAAUGCAUUUUUAUGGCAUAUUGGAAUUGAUUAGAAAAACCCUGAGUAUAGCACUAAAUUCUGACUGUUGUGAGAGCAUGUCUGAUCUUCGCUGUUUGCUACAUGAUAUAUUUUUUCUUCCAUCUCUCCCAACCCCAAGCCUCCCAAACAUUCUAAUUAGUUUCUCCUAUAUUAUUUCCUAGUUAAAUGAUCUCCACUCCUCUACCAGUACCACACCUUGUUUGGCAGCUGUGAGAUGAUCUGUGUUUCUUUCGCAGAGUUAUGGUCAACAUGGUCACUCCUUUUUCCCCUACCUGAUGACCCAACUAAGCUAAAUUAUUGAGAGAGAAAUCAUGGCAUUAUCACUCUGUGGCAAGUUCUACUCAUGCACCUAACAGCCUUAUGUUUUUCUUAAAAUAUAUAAGAACCCCCAUAGAGAGAGAGAGAGCACCUGAUUCUCACUUGAGUAUCUGUGCGUAAUCUGCUCCUCAGAAUCACAAGCUAUAAAGACCUGUUUUUUGAAAUCUGACUUGUGCACUGAAUUUUAUGGUUUACAUUUCUUAAUAUUUUUAUCCAACUGUAUCUUACACCUUUGAGUUUGAUGAACAGAAUGCCAGACAAAAGAGGAAUGGCUGACUGCACAAAAUUAUAUAUGUGAAAUCAGAGAAAAACUGCAAGUUGAAAUGCAAGUAUGUCUGUUGUAAAGGCAUUUUAUUAUAUAUUAUAGUGUUCUUCAUUUGCCAACCCAGACUAUCCUUGUUUUCUUUGAAUAUGUUUUGUACAAUGAGAUACUGUUCAAGAUUAAGGUUUUUAAUCAACCUCCUUUUUCACUGUUUUAUCCAAUGACUAUAUAACCUCUAUGAAUAUUCCAUUCGAAGUAGCCUUAAUAUUGCUGUACAUAAACAAAUUUCUAACUUGUUUAUGUACUGCAGAAUACUUAAUCCUGUUAAAUGUAUGCUCCUGAAUAAUGUGUAAAAAGAAAAGAAAGUUGAGGUUUUGGUUCUAUUUAUAACAGGAUUGCACUGUACAGUUUGAAGGCAGUUUAGGUUUACAAAGUUCCACAUUUGCGAUGAUGAUCAUGACAGUUAACUGUCACUGUGCACAUCCUGAUUUAUGUGCAGUUCUCAUCCUGCAAAAGCAAGGGAAUAAAAACAUUUUAAACACCUUUUCCAAUCUAAAUGUGGGAGAAACUGCUGAUGAUAGCCAUUGUGAAAUAAAAAAUACUGCACCUCCUAAUAAACUGACCUUUUGAGGACUGUAGAAUUGUAAAAAUAGACGGACACCUGUACAGCUCAGUUUAUGCUGUAUUUGUUAUGUGAUUGUUGUAUUGUACAUAUUGAAAUGCAAAUGUUUAUUGCUGUUGGAAAUUGUUUUUAGCCAAAUGUAUUUGUUCUGAAUUUGUUUUACAGGAACUAAUGACAAUCUAAUGAUUUGAAAAGUAAUUGGUUUCAGGGUAUUGACAUUGUUUGUUUCUUUUUGGUGCUUCAUUUGUUCACUGUCACAGCCUCUACCAAUUCAGACACUUCAAACCUGAUGAAGAAUUGAAAAUAUGUAAUUUUAUUUAUUUUUUAAAAAGACUGAUCCCCAUAUGUGCCUUGGCCUGUAUAUUCUGAUUUACGAUUAAGAAAAUAGACAUGACUCUGCAAGUCUGUGUUUCUUGCCAGUGCUCAUUAUAGCCACCCAGUUACAAGCCUGUUGAGGUGAAUCAAAUCUACAGCUUUUAUUUUUAAACAUCUUUUUAACUCCCAUCCAACUUUCCAAUUGUCAGCUUGGUGGUGCUUCACCAAACAAUCUGGCUGAGGUUAGCAUGCCCUUUCAGCUAAGCCUGAGAUUCCCACUGUUGAUGUGAAGAAGCAACUCAUUGAGUUUCAUCUUUUCAUCUGUAUUGCUCUUAAUGACAAGCCCCAAAUGUUAUACAGUGUUCUUCUGUGUAUACUUUAGGUCAAUAAUAUGUGUCGUUUUGAUCUUAAAGGCUGCAUUUCAAAUUUUGAGACUCUGCUCCAUAAUUUGCAGUGUUAGCAGUGUUUCCUGUGUCCCCUGUGAUCUGGAGUUCGCCUUUACUAUCCAACAUACGAUCGUAUGACAGCAUGACCUAGGGGUUAUAAUAUGAAAACCCCUUUUGUGUACUGGGUACUGCCAUCUCACAAGUGGAUUGAUAAACACUGUGUAGUGAGAGGAAGCUAGUUGUAAUUCAACAAGCUGCUUCUGGUUUGUGUUAAUCAUUGAAAACAACAGAGCACACCAUUAUAUGCCUGUUAGUGAGCUGAAUUUAGUUCAAAUCUCUGAAACUAGUCAGCUCCCUAACCUUAAGAAGAGAGAUCCCCUCUUCUGUGACUGUUACUACUCCAAAGUUUGUUGAGUUCCAGCAGACUGAAAGCCAAAUACCUGGCAUGUGACCCUCCCCUAGCUCAAUGUGUGUGGGGUUUGGCCACUUGAGCUGCCAGUCAAACCUGCUACCAUCCUUCCCAGGUAUAAGCUCUCUGCAGAAGUUGUCCUUUUGCUGUGGUCAAAUGAAAGGGCCAUUGCAGCAUAUUAGGUGAGAGUUACUGGAAUGGAUUAGGAAGCUUCAUUGUCUUAAAUUGAUGUGAUAUUGCAAGAAACACCAUUUUGCCAGAUGUUUCUUCUGGAUCUAAUCCACGUUCCUGAAGCUUGGUGUUGUGUGGAUUUAGCCCCCUGUGAGUCAAGUUUAACUUAAUAGUAUAAUUUUAAUUUAUAGACCUGAUAUUUGCCCUAGGCUUAAGAGUCGAACCGCUUCAAACAUGGCUGUUGCCAUGAAAACUUGAAACAACACAGGGUAGAUCAGUGUUUUCAUUUUUUUUUCCUGAACUGUCACUUUAAAGUGCAAUCCGUAAAUCAAGUAAUGUAUAAAAACCUGCCAAAACAAAGUGCAGAAGAUUCUUCAGCAUUAAUUGAAUGAGAGGUGAAAUUAUUGUCUCCUUGAUCCAAAUCUGUUUAAUUACCGCAAUUAUAUGAACAAGUUUAAUUUUGUAAAUCAAUUUUGCAGCAUUGUACAGUCACUGAUUUAUUCUUUCAAUUGCUCUAGUAUAGCCAAACAGCUGGGUUUGCCUUCCUGGAUUGUUAUUUUUGCAGCACCUAAUAAACCAGCAUUCUUUAA
This is a messenger RNA of Carcharodon carcharias (great white shark), 5664 nucleotides long. It is a transcript of the gene prkx, whose product is annotated as protein kinase X-linked. The record is from RefSeq and is a predicted model, not a curated record. The transcript is spliced from 9 exons. Gene Ontology annotation, biological process: protein phosphorylation. Lineage: Eukaryota; Metazoa; Chordata; Chondrichthyes; Lamniformes; Lamnidae. The coding region runs from base 218 to 1324 and encodes 368 amino acids. Gene Ontology annotation, molecular function: protein serine/threonine kinase activity; ATP binding.